Abrus precatorius (Indian licorice) is the source of this 1839-nucleotide messenger RNA. RefSeq names its product thioredoxin-like fold domain-containing protein MRL7L, chloroplastic. The record is from RefSeq and is a predicted model, not a curated record. Gene Ontology annotation, cellular component: chloroplast stroma. The transcript has 5 exons. Lineage: Eukaryota; Viridiplantae; Streptophyta; Magnoliopsida; Fabales; Fabaceae. Gene Ontology annotation, biological process: regulation of DNA-templated transcription; chloroplast organization. Bases 212 to 1234 code for a protein of 340 amino acids.
AACAAACAGCAAAUAGAAGCAGAUAAGGGAACAGCGUAGUGAGCACAUUAAUUCGCUUCUCUAACCUCAACACUAUAACCAUCGUUCUACUUUGUUUUACUUCGUUUUUCUCAGUUUCAAAGGAUCAUAUUUUACUGUGACACUUCCAAUUCAUACGCAUAACUGUUUUCAUUUAUCCACCAACAGUUGCAUUUUUAUUUUGCUUGAAGAAAUGGCGCUGCGACAUUCCAUGACUGCGCCCUUUCAGUCUUGCGCUUCACCAAAGGUUAUUAAAGAGAGGAAAUUUAGCAUGCCCAUGUCUUUUUGUGGCACACGUUGUAUUCCCAGACAGAAACCUAGGAAGGAGUUCUCGAAUUUGAGCCUUCCCUCAAACCUGUCUUUGCUGGAUGGUGAUACAAGAGCAGUAAGAGUUGAAGCACUGAAAUCGGGUGGUGCUGAUUGGAAGAGAGGAAGAGAAGCUUCUAGUGACAGUGAUGAUGAGGAUGAGGCAGCACCUCCUUCUGAUGGAAAUGACCCUUAUCUUAUGAGUCUUGAAGAGAGACUCGAAUGGAGGAGGAACAUAAGACAGGUGUUGGAUAUGAAACCUGAUGUUGAAGAGGAGUUAGACCCUGUUGAAAAGAAGAAGAGGCUGCAAAAGCUUCUAGAGAAUUACCCUCUUGUUGUGGAGGAGGAUGAUCCUGAUUGGCCUGAAGAUGCUGAUGGGUGGGGAUUCAACUUGGGCCAGUUUUUUGACAAAAUUACUAUUAAAAACAAUAAAAAAAAGGAUGAUGAUGAUGUUGAUGUUGAUCAUAAAGAGAUAGAAUGGCAAGAUGAUAAUUACAUUCGCCCCAUCAAAGACAUUAAGACUGCUGAAUGGGAAGAGACUGUAUUCAAAGACAUAAGUCCCUUGAUUAUUCUUGUGCACAAUCGGUAUAAAAGGCCAAAGGAGAAUGAAAGAAUUCGAGAUGAAAUAGAGAAGGCUGUGCAUAUCAUAUGGAACUGCAGACUUCCCUCGCCAAGAUGUGUUGCAAUUGAUGCUGUUGUUGAGACUGAACUGGUUGCUGCACUUCAAGUGUCUGUCUUCCCAGAGAUUAUCUUCACUAAAGCAGGCAAGAUUUUAUUCCGCGAAAAAGCAAUUCGCAGUGCAGAAGAGUGGUCAAAAAUCAUGGCUUUCUUCUACUAUGGCGCAGCCAAACCACCCUGUUUGAAUAGCAUGGCCUAUUCCCAAGAAAAUAUUCCCUUCUCUUGUCACUAAUAAUCCAGUGUCAUAAAAAUUUGAGAAUCUAAAUUUUGAGUGCAUCCAUGUUGCUGAAAUAUUUUCAUUUGAAGCUGGCUUUAAAAAUCUGCCUCUGUAAAACAAAUGCAAGGGGAAUGUAUAGCUCUAUUGACUCUCAUAUAAUGUGCUAUGAUAAAAUAACUUGCAUAAACAUGGAAGAAAAUUUCUAGAGUGGGUUGAAAUGAGCAUCUGGACUAGAUGAAAUAAAUAUUGAACGUGGAAGAUGAAACUUCAUGAUCUGAUUUCUAGUUUGCUACGAAAGUGAAAAGAUGUAUCCUUGGAGCCAUGUGCAUAUUUAGAAGCUACAUUGAGCGACCCUUUGUUGAAAUGAAAGAUUAUUGCAAUAAACUCACUGAAGAUUCCCACCGGGUUUGAGUUAACAAAGCAUACAUUAAGAGGACUCAGGUUCAUAGUCAUACUGUCAGAGGCAUUAGAAUAUGGUAGGAAGUAGAAUUUAUGUUUUCUUAAUUCAUUUUUCUAUUUUAACUCUGAAUAUCGUUGUUUUCAAUGUAAUGGUAUUGGAGUAAUUAAGAUAGUUUGAGAACUAAUGCAUUGUCUUAUGUUCCUUGGAAAGAAAGAGAAGU